AUGGCCAGCGCUGUAUCCAUCUACGAUUGCCUCAUCAUCGGGGCCGGACCUGCAGGGCUCUCAGCAGCCCUUGGGCUUGGGCGACAGAUACGUUCUGCGCUAGUCUUUGACGCGCAGAGAUACCGGAAUGAUUACGCUGAUCGCAUGCACAAUGUUUUGACCUGGGAUCAUAAAACACCAGCCGAGUUCCGGGCGGCAGCACGCGAAAACAUCCAGUCUCGGUAUGAUACCAUAAAGUUCAAAAACGCCGCAGUGGCGUCCAUCUACAAGAAAGACGACGGUACUUUCGAAGUCACGGAUAUCCAGGCCAAUAAGUAUCAAGGCAAGAAGAUCGUACUUGCCUCGGGCGUCUCGGAGACGUUCCCGGAUAUCAAAGGAUUCUCUGAGUUGUGGGGCAAGUCAAUCUUCCACUGCUUAUUCUGCCAUGGCUUUGAGGAGCGCGGGGCAAAAUCAGCUGGUAUACUGGCGGAUGGAUUCAUCACGCAACCUGAUAUGAUCCUGCAUGUGGGACGCAUGAUAUUACCCAUAGCUGAGAAUGUCACGGUGUAUUGCCAUGGGAACAAGGAAAUGCUCGCCCUGGUACAGAAAGAGUUCGAGGGCAAGGAUCUCAUGAUUGAGCCCAGGAAGAUUACCGCUCUAGAGCGCAAUGGAGAACACGUCACCGUGCGGUUUGAGGACGGCGAGACGAGGCAGGAGGCCUUCAUGGCAGCCAUGCCCCCCGUAAAGCUCAAUGAGUCGUUCCAUGAGCAGCUAGGUCUCGAACUAGAUCCAAUGGGCCAUAUCAAGACCCACGGCCCAUUCUCUGAGUCGUCGGUCCCCGGUGUAUUUGCUGUUGGAGACUGUGCCACAUUCAUGCGAGCCGUUCCUCAAGCGAGUGCAAUGGGUGCUUUUGCAGCUGGAGGUGUGGUAGCACAACUAGGGGCAAGGGGCAAGUUUUGA
Messenger RNA from Neoarthrinium moseri, 939 nucleotides. RefSeq lists its product as uncharacterized. Gene Ontology annotation, molecular function: oxidoreductase activity. Bases 1 to 939 code for a protein of 312 amino acids. NCBI's taxonomy places the organism in Eukaryota, Fungi, Ascomycota, Sordariomycetes, Amphisphaeriales, Apiosporaceae. The record is from RefSeq and is a predicted model, not a curated record. The transcript has 3 exons.